AGGCGUGACAUCUUUUAGGUGUGGCUGAAGUACAGAAGAGAAGAGAUAGCAAAAGCUCAGGUUGCCCAGCCCGGUGGUGAUACAAUCUUCGGCAGAAUCAUUUGCAAGGAGAUUCCUGCAAAAAUAUUAUUUGAAGUUGAGUGUUUAUUGUAGAGUCUUUCAUUGUAGAGUGAGACUGCUUUAUUGAAAGAGUCACCAUGACCACUCCACUACUGAUGUUUGUUAUUCUCGCUCUACCCUGCUACAGCGCACCUGGGCAAAUCAAUCGUUUUGGACUUCCAGUCUCUGCCCAUAGUAGGGAUUUCUAUGUCAGAUCUCCCAGAGAUCAAGUAUGCGCCAGUGUGAACAUUGACAUUCUAGAGUUCACCUGCUGUGAAGGAGAACGGCACGAGGGGGCUGGGCAGUCCUGCUGUGGAAAGAGGUCCUUCAACCUCAUCCAGGCUUCAUGUUGUGAUGGUCAGCUGACUCCGCAUGUGAGCCAGCUGGUGUCAGAUUGCUGUGGCUCUAGGGCCUAUGAUCCACUCAACCAGCUAUGCUGUGACUUACAGAUUCUAACCAGGACCCAACCCCAUUCCAAGUGUUGUGGAAAAGAGCUUUACAAUAACGACCACCAGCUCUGCUGUGGACAUAUCAUUAAAGGAAGGAAGGUCCUGACCAAAAUGUCCCGUCACCACCUGUGCUGUGGAGACCACCAGUUUGAUCCGCGAAGCCACUGCUGCUGCCACAUCACUUACCCAUUAAACCCUCAGCCUCUCAAUGCAAGCUGCUGUGCUCCUGCCAUCCAGAAAGGGCCACAUCCUCCCCCAGCGCAAACUGUUCAGAACAAAAUAAUUGCUCAGAGUUCUCCAAACUGUAUGCCUGGGGAGAAGCCUUGUGGUCAAAGUGCCUGCUUUAACCCAAUAACAGAACGUUGCUGUGUGAACCCUACAUGUCUCCAGGGACAAAGUUACUCACAUGACCAGACCUGCUGUGAGGGAACACUCAGCCAUACUCCAGGUCACUACCAUAGUGCUAGCUGUGGCUCUAAGGUGUACAAUCCAGACAUCAAAACCUGCUGUUGCGGGAAGCUGUCCAAUAAGGUGCUUGGAGUAAACCUGUGCUGCGGUACAACUCCGUAUGGUGUAGAGGACCGAAGGGUGCUGUGCUGUAAACAGACCUUGCACCAUGUGGUGGUGGAUGGGUACCAGUGCUCCCCAGGUGGCCUCUUGUAUCGGCCAUCCCAUGAGAUAGUGUGUGGCUCACAAGUUCAUCGGAGCGAUCCAGGCAAACAUUGCUGUGGGGAGGAGACAUACUACCCUCAAUAUGAAAUCUGCUGCAACGGACACAAACACCACAGGUUGAGAAAUGUUUCCUGCUGCGGAUGGAAGGCCUACGACCCCAGCAGUGGACAGAUGAAGUGCUGUGCAGGGACUCUGUACAACCUGCAGGUUCAGGACAGGCUCUCAGGUGAGGCCCAGUGCUGUGGGAGUGUCCUGAUGGAGGCCGGCUCCACCCAGACCUGCUGUUCUGCCCCAGGCCUAGACCUGCUCUACCCUACCCAGCCAGGGUUCGCCUGCUGUGGGCACCGCUAUGCCAAUGCCUCCCUGUGGUCUUGCUGCGCCGGGGUCCUGCACCCAAGGCCUGAACCACACAACACCACCAAGAACGUGAUUCCAGGACCCAGACUUCUACCACUGGGGGAUCUGAAGACUGAAGUCCUGUGUCACAGCAGAGUUCUGGUAGGGACAGUGGAGAGUGUGUCCAUGAAUUUGAAUGAGUGGUCCAUCACGAUGGUGAACGCCAUGUACAUGCAGGCCUCGCGUGGCCAUGUCAGCGCCGUGCCUUCUCCUCACUACGUCACAUUACCGGACCACUGCAGCUUCCCUGAACUGGUGCCGGGCAACACUUACAUCUUGGUGAAAAAUUACUUCUCAGACACCAUAAGAUUCAUUUCUGAUCUCAGCGAUGAUUCCUACCCUCUCCGUUCCAUCCUUACCAUGUGCUGAACCUUUUUCUUGCCCAGAGUAAAGCUCUAAAUAAUGGUUGAAAGCUUUACAGUGUUUGUUUGCAAGUACAUUGUUAACAAUCAACGGUGUAAUAAAAAGCUCAUCUUGGGUUCAGAUGGGGUUCGACAAGUAGACAAUGUGUGUGAAGUGAAUAUCACAUAGUGCAGGAAAAAAAGCCUAUUUUAACCAAGCAUUUGUGUAGGUGUAUGACUUCACCAUGCAUCAAUUCAGGUGGUUUUGUGGGGAGUGGUUGCCUUUAUCCCAUCAUCAUACACGUACCACAUAAUCUGACACUUGAUCACAUUUUUGUUUGAUUAUUUCACUGCCAUACUGUGUUUGAUCUUGCCUAGCCAACUUGUCUCAAGUCCCAUACUUUAUUGUGUUAUCCUUUCGUAAUUAUCCUGUUUUUAUUCAUUUUAUUCAGAUUUUAUGAAUUUUAUCUUGCUGCUUUUUGUUCCAGGUUGCUCUGCGUGUGCUGAAACAUUGAUUAAUGUGCACUG
Oncorhynchus masou masou (cherry salmon) is the source of this 2485-nucleotide messenger RNA. Its product is annotated as keratin-associated protein 10-4-like. Lineage: Eukaryota; Metazoa; Chordata; Actinopteri; Salmoniformes; Salmonidae. The coding region runs from base 198 to 1985 and encodes 595 amino acids. The transcript is spliced from 13 exons. The record is from RefSeq and is a predicted model, not a curated record.